Cylicocyclus nassatus is the source of this 1682-nucleotide messenger RNA. The record is from the annotation of a GenBank genome assembly. Lineage: Eukaryota; Metazoa; Nematoda; Chromadorea; Rhabditida; Strongylidae.
UGUAGGUUCUUAGACCUUCCCAACACAACACACGAGCGAAACCGUUCGUUCCUUCUCACUUGCACGUCUCGUUUCGACUCGGAGCCCAUAUUGUGUGACUAACUGACGCCUGAGAAGAAUCGGCUAUUUUGCCUUGGGCUAUGGCAGACAACUACAUUUGCGUUGAUCCACUGUCGGCCAAGCCUAUCGACUGCUGGAGGAAAUAUGUCAGACAAGGACGAGUUGCUGAACCUGCUAAAACAUUAAAACUCGACACCCCAGUAUUCGACAACAAAGUCAGAUUUGUAUGCAUCUCCGAUACACAUGAAAAACUAGACGAAUUUUUGCCGAUGAUCCCCGAUGGCGACGUCCUUAUCCAUGCAGGAGAUUUCACAAAUUAUGGCGAUCUUGGAGAAGUUAUCAAGUUUAAUGCAGAAAUCGGUAAACUCCCUCACAAAUAUAAGAUAGUAAUUGCUGGAAAUCACGAAUUGGGAUUUGAAGAUGGUGAAGAAAUGAACGAUAAACAACUCGCCGGUUUGAAUAUGCUUGGUAUCAACAAAGCAUACGAGUUGCUCAGCAACUGUACAUACCUCUGCGAUCGUGCCAUAGAGGUAUACGGUAUAAAGGUCUAUGGUGCCCCGUGGCAUUCAAUGCCAGGCUAUUCCUUCUACCGCCCACGGGGACAGAAAAUGCUACACAAAUGGAAUCAAAUUCCCCUAAAAACUGACGUCUUAAUCACACAUACCCCACCUUUGGGCCAUGGCGACUUCAACUCUUGGAAUAAAAUGGAUGGAAUUCUUGCCGGAGAUGUAGAAUUACUCAACACCGUUGAACAACGUGUAGUCCCAAAAUACCAUGUCUUUGGUCAUGUUCAUCAAAUGCACGGAGCCACCACAAAUGGAGUCACCACAUUUAUCAACGCUGCACUUUGUGAUCAUAAACUUCGUAGUGCCUACGACCCUAUCAUAUUCGAUCUUCCACUUCCGCGCGGUCAAGCCAGUUGUAAAGUAAUAAUCAUUUCACAGUUCUCUCAGUUGUUGGUACCACCAAUGGGUUGUACUCAUAGCAAGAAAAACUCGAAAAUUUCUUCAGAUAAACCAGUCCCAAAAGUAAUCAGUGUGUCCCGGUCUCACUCGCGACCAGCAAGCAUACAGUACUCCGUAUCACCGACCUCUUCAAGCAGUGAAAAAACAGCGAGAAACUCGCGACAGUCACACUCAAAAAAUGACAUGGUGGUGAUUUGCACGCCGGAGAAGCUGACGACCCCAAAAAGCGCAUCUGUACACAGAGAGCAAGAACACGAAGUGAUGGAACUUCAUCCGGAGGAGCUCGUGGUGUCUACUCCAGUCAAUACACCGCCAAGACAAGAUCCUAUCGAGGCUGCGAGAGAAGCGGCGCGCGAAGCUGCUCGCGCGGCAGCGAGGGAAGCAGCUCGCGAAGCGGCUAGAGAGGCCGCCAAGGAGGCACGAAAAGAACGUCGAAGGAGAGAGGAAAGGCACAGGAAUAGACAUCAUCCGCCACCAGCGCUAAAUACAUUCUGGGAUCAGGAGGACCAGGACUACAUUAUGCGGAAGAACAUGCAACGCAACCAGAGAAGACUGCAUGCACUACAAGAUCGCGAUGAAACGGAUGACACGCUAUUUGAGAUUCCAACACGAAUGCCAGAAAUGGAUUUUACACAUCCAUCAAUGGUCGUCAGCUAG